CUCGCGAUUCGGAACUUGAGCAGACGCAGUUUUAAAACAGUAAACAAUUAAAGUAUAUUAUGCAUCAAUCUGGACAUUCAGUUCGAUAUUUGAAGUACUAUAGGUGCUUAAAACUUUUGGUUAGAUAAAAUUGAUCGUGAAUAAAAGUUUUAAAAAAUCAAGUUACAGAAAUGGAUUGGUUCGGAAACAUUAAUAUUGCAAGGUUUAAUUAUUUUUCCAGAUGUGGACAGAGCAGGAUACAAAGGCCAAAGGGUAUGCUCUUCUUAGUACUUAUUUCAUUGCAGUGCCAUUAUUUUAAUUCUUGUGCUAUGAGUGAAUUCAAUUUUGGCUAUGAGACUGAAGAAUAUCUUUCUGCCAUAAUUAAUUUGACUUAUGUUGAUCCUGCUUCUGGUUUACUUGUGCAAGAACAUUUAGAAAUGGGAAAAUUAUUACCUGGAAAAACGGAAGAAGUUAGUGGAACUGUUAUUCACGUUACAAGUAACAACCAUACCAGCCAUGAAGCAUGUGAUAAAUUAGACACCGAUAACUUGCCAAAGGAGCCAUUCAUUGCUUUAAUCAAGCAUGGAAAUUGUCGUGAUCAAGUCAAGUUGAAACAUGUUGCUGAUGAAGAUGCGUCUGCUGCUGUGCUGUAUAGCGAUAGUCACAGUACAAGAUUCAUUAAAGUUGAACGUAAAGCGUACCGGAUAACAUUUGUAGUGAUAAACGAAAGGAAGGGAGAACAACUAGCAUCUUUAGUAGAUAAUGGUACCCGCAUUAUAAUGAGAAUCGGUGUUGGACCUCGUGGAAUUUUUAGAUUUGGACAAAUAAAUAGGACAUCUGUGUUAUUUGUUUCUUUAUCUUUCAUCGUUCUCAUGAUCAUAUCUUUUGCAUGGCUUAUCUUCUAUUACAUUCAAAGAUUUCGAUAUAUUCAUGCCAAGGAAAUGUUAUCGAGAAAGCUAUGCAGUGCAGCAAAAAAAGCUUUAGAUAAAAUUCCUGUAAAAACAGUCAAAACUGAUGAGUCUGAUCAAGAUGAAGAUUAUGAAUGUUGUGCAAUUUGUAUAGAAUCCUUUCAACAAGGAGAACUUAUAAGAUCUCUUCCUUGCAGGCAUUCUUUUCACAAAAUUUGUAUUGAUCCUUGGCUAUUAGAACACAGGUCUUGCCCAAUGUGUAAAUUAGACAUUCUCCUACAUUUUGGUUUGGUGUAUACUGGGAGUCAAGAAAGUGUUCUUGAAAUAGAUGAUGACGAUGAAUAUAGGACAACUCGUCUAAGUUUAACAGAACAUGAAAUUGUCUUAGUUCAAAAUCAGCAUCGUCGUUCCAGUGUGAGAGUUGCUGUCCCUAGAAGAGAAGACAGAGCUACUUCUCCUUGUAGUCUAUCUUCAUUAGAUCCAAAUGCUGUUGUUGGAGAGCAAUCAUUUGUUACGUCAACUGUUGAUGUAGCAGAUGUUGCUAUCAAUACAAUGGAUUCGCCUUCUGAAGCCGAUUAUGAAAGUAGUGAAGAAAGGUGGACAUCUCCCUUUCCCAAAACAUUAACUGAUAGAUUUAAAUCUAAAAGCCUUGAGUCCGUCACAUAUAAUCCAACUAUUAUAAAGACUGAAGAGGCAAAUUUUGAAGUCUGUGAUUUAAGUUUUGAAAAUUAAUUUUAAACAGUAAUUAUAUUUUUCUGUAUUCAAUAUUGAUAGUGUAUGUUAGAAGUAAUGUAUGCAAUUAUCUGCUUAUAGAAAUAUUAGAUAUUUACCUAAACCACCUUAUUUACUAAGUGAUUAUCCUAUUUAUAGAUGUGUGCACCAAAUGUAUUUGCUUUUAUUGUUUAUAAAUUUAGUAAUUAAAAUAUUUUAUCAUAUGUUUUACAAAAUUAAAAAGGGCCAGAUUAGUUGACAUGUAAAUUUUGAUUUAAUAUGUUUCAUUGAUAGAUUUAUUUAAUCAUAAGAAAAUACAGUUUUAUUUUAUUCUAUUAAAUGCAUCUUCCUAAAGAAGUUUUUUCACAUUGAUCUGCAGUUUUUGUUACUCUUAUGUAUAUUUAAAUUCUAUUGUUAUUGUUUAAAUUGAUGUUAAUCUAGUCAAAAUGUUAUUAAAAAAUAAAUCUAAUAUCAUCUGAUUAGUAAUUUUUCGUCAAUUUGCGCAGCUUUAAAGUUUCCUUUAUCAAACUAAAAUGUCAAAGUGUUUUUUUUUUCUUAAGCCUUGCUGCUUAAAAAUUAUUUGAUAAUUGGAACAUAACAUAUAUGAAGAAAAAGUAGCUUUUACUAUUU
Parasteatoda tepidariorum (common house spider) is the source of this 2228-nucleotide messenger RNA. RefSeq names its product E3 ubiquitin-protein ligase goliath. Lineage: Eukaryota; Metazoa; Arthropoda; Arachnida; Araneae; Theridiidae. The record is from RefSeq and is a predicted model, not a curated record.